This is a messenger RNA of Zymoseptoria tritici IPO323, 1677 nucleotides long. RefSeq lists its product as uncharacterized. Bases 1 to 1677 code for a protein of 558 amino acids. The record is from RefSeq and is a predicted model, not a curated record. Lineage: Eukaryota; Fungi; Ascomycota; Dothideomycetes; Mycosphaerellales; Mycosphaerellaceae. The transcript has 3 exons.
AUGUUUCGCUUCGUACAGCCAUCGAGAGUGGCGCGCCAACUUGUCCACCCAACCUCACGACACGCCGGAUCAAUACUCUCACCACACCAUGGCCGUACCUUUUUCGGACUGGGCGAAAUCGCCUCUGUUCUCACCAACCCGGCGCAAACUCUCCAACAACUCAACGAGUCAAAGGAGAUGCUCCAGAAAGCUCGGGAAGAGAACAAAUUGAAGAACGAAAAACAACGCAUCCCAAAGACGCAUACUUUUCAACAGCUGCCGGGGUUUCAUGGGAGACACGAGGAGCAGAAACUGCUGAGGAAAGUCCUGGAUGGCAAUCCGCAGUUGAAUGCUGUGUUCGGUGCAACAUCCGUGGGAAAGACGGCGCUGUUGCGACAGGUCCUCGCGACUGACGACUUCUUCGUCAUCAAAUUUGACCUUCGCAUCAGUGGCUUUGCGGACCUGCGAACGUUAUACUUCUCACUAUGUGAACAGUUCCAGAGUCUCUUUACUGAGAUGGCUCACGAGGACAUGGAUAAGCUCUCCAUCGCCUUCAAGCACCUGAUGCUCGACAUGGACGAGAAGGAAUUGGAGCACAACUACGAAGUUUCCGUAGCAGAUAUUGCAGACCUAAUGGAGACCCUGCAAUCAUGUCUGCUCAGGUAUAAGGAGUAUGAUCCCCAGGCCAGCUACGACGAAGCGAUGAAGGCCAAACAGGAGGAGGACUCCGCUGCUGAGAAAGGAGCUAAGGUCGGAUCUUUGGCUUCCAAGGCGGCGGAUAAAGUCCUUGGUCGGAAGAAAGAUGCUGGGAAGGAAAAUAAGAGCAAGGAUGACGAUAGCGAUGAGCCAAAGCUCUUUCGAAAGCGUCCGAUUUGUUUUCUCUGCCACAAGCUCCCAGCUCUGGUCAGCGACACGCUAUCGCUCAAGGUGUUCCUGGAUACUUUAUUAGUCCUGACGAAGCAAGACCGCUUAUGCCAUGUCAUCCUAUCAACCAGCGACGCCUUCUUCCACCAUUUUCUCCGCUCGAUGAACGUCGGACAUCAUGCUCGAAUCAUCACCAUCGGGGACUGCACUAAACAGGAGACACUCUCCUACAUUCAAGAUGAGAUCAUGCCAACGAUCCCUAAACAUCUCGAAGGCAAAUUGAACGUCGAGGAGAUGUACGAAGCCUUCGGAGGGAAGCUCGCGCACAUUGGUGACUUCGUCCAGACAUGGUGUAGUUUUUCGGGCGACACGACGCCGUACCAGUCCGCCAUCUUCACGCAAGCAUACACGCUGCUACAGUUCCACCUGACUCAUGAGUCGUUCGACACCUACUCGCCUCUAGCUGAGAAGUCCACUUGGAACAGCGCGAACAACACCGAAGGCCAAGCCGACUUCAGUCGCGAGGAUCUACUGAAAGUCAUGGAGAAGCUCGUCCAGCCGCCGUACUCACUGCCGUACUUUGACCUGUGCCGAGAAAUUGGCACGAGGCAGACGGAUAUGAUGAUCAAGACUCGUGUGCUGGAUUUGCGGUGGACGAAGACCGUUAGUCCGGAGCAGGACUGGGUUGAGCGGGUGUGGAGUGAAGAUGGAGUCGAGAGGCCGAUUGUGAAGCCUAUGACUACGAUCGUGAGGAGAGCGAUGGAAGUGUGCCUGAAGGAGGAGAACGCGAGAGCAGAUCGGAUAAGCGACCGUAAGGCCGAGGACGAGAAGUAG